ACAAGUUUCCUUCAAAUUUGUUUUGGUUAACUAUACAAAUAUUCUUCCAGAUGAAUUUUCUUGAUGCCAGACCACAGUUAAUCAGUUCGACAACAGAAAAAAUUGCCGCGGAUCAACCCAGCAAAUUUGGAACACAAAACCCAGGAUCUGCUCAUCGAAAUGUAUCCUAUAGAACCAAAGAAAGGAUACUGACCCAUAGAAGAAAAGACGGUUCCUUCGCUGGACUCUCCGAACAAGACAUCAUCUUCCCAGACUCCUUCGAGCUGAUCUUCGAACCUUUACCAAAGAUAGACGGCGCCCCUAAGUGCGCAGACGACAGCACAUUCUGUGAAAACAUCGACUCGUAUCCCUACCACCACCUCAAGGACGUGCUGCAGAAGAACACCCUGUACAAGGAGUUGUUUGGCACUGACGAAGCGCCGGUCGAGAUAUCCAACAGGGUUGGAGGGGAAGAUGACAGGUAUGUGUGUGGUGCUUUCGAGAGGACCAUAUUUCCUCAGGUGGGGAUGAAUAAGGAUAACAAAUGGAAAUUCAUUAUCAACCAAGGAGAGAAGGACGGUUUCGUACAAGGAAUUCGCAUAGAGACCUGUAGGAAGCCGGAUACACCGUGUGAUAUAAUCGGAGAUCUCCCUAAUGGCUACGUCACUUCCUGCAAGCAGAAAUACGUCUACAGAAGAUUGUUGGCUUUGAACGACACAGGAGCUCCAGUUCCGGAUUCUUUCAAGAUUCCCUCCUCCUGUUGCUGUUCCUACAAGAGGGACUUUGAUAUCCUCGCAAGAUUCGGGUCUGCCGUUAAAUCGUCGGGAAAGAAAAUCAAAAUGGAACAGACGUGAGGUCGGAGUGGAAUGCAUUAU
This is a messenger RNA of Phaedon cochleariae (mustard beetle), 854 nucleotides long. NCBI's taxonomy places the organism in Eukaryota, Metazoa, Arthropoda, Insecta, Coleoptera, Chrysomelidae. The record is from the annotation of a GenBank genome assembly.